Branchiostoma floridae (Florida lancelet) is the source of this 2231-nucleotide messenger RNA. RefSeq names its product neuronal acetylcholine receptor subunit alpha-10-like. Gene Ontology annotation, molecular function: transmembrane signaling receptor activity; acetylcholine-gated monoatomic cation-selective channel activity. Gene Ontology annotation, biological process: nervous system process; signal transduction; monoatomic ion transmembrane transport. NCBI's taxonomy places the organism in Eukaryota, Metazoa, Chordata, Leptocardii, Amphioxiformes, Branchiostomatidae. Gene Ontology annotation, cellular component: neuron projection; synapse; postsynaptic membrane. The record is from RefSeq and is a predicted model, not a curated record. The transcript is spliced from 8 exons. Bases 122 to 1465 code for a protein of 447 amino acids.
AUGGCAUGACACGCACCUGAAUGGACCCACUGUCCAACAUUCUUCUGCCAAGCCGAGCGUUUGUAGCGGAUAGUGAUAGCAAACACACACCACAUACACUCACACCAGUGCUGUACACAACAUGGGAAUGGUCAUGAGCUUUUUCCUCCUUACGGUACUCUUCGUGUGGAUACCAGGGUCCAUCGGCCAAGAUGUGGCGGUGGCCUUGAAGAGGUCCCUGUUGUCCAACUACGACAAAAGUUUGCGGCCGGUCAAGUCAGCGUCUACACCUGUGAACGUGGACUUCGACAUCUCCCUGAAACAGAUUAUUGACCUGGCGGAAAAGGAGCAGACAUUCCGAAUCAACAUCUGGCUGCGUCUGUACUGGGACGAUGAAUACCUGACAUGGAACGCCUCCGAACACGGCGGUGUGGAAGCACUGACCAUUCAUUCUUCCGACAUCUGGAGGCCUGACAUCUUCCUCUACAACAACAUCGCCGAGACGUACGGUGCCAUAGAGCCCAUCACUGACGUCACAGUGACCAGUGCAGGACGGGUGUCGUACCUGCAGCCCGCCAUCUUUACCAGCGCAUGCCUGGUGGACAUUACAAAGUUCCCAUUCGACAAACAGGAGUGUCUCCUGGAGUUUGGGUCUUGGAUCUAUGAUGGCGGAAGCGUGAACAUAUCCCUGGUGAACCCCACUGCAGACCGCGGUAUCUUCACCCUGAACGAGGAAUGGAUCCUAAAUGGAACUCCAAUGAGCAGACUGGCGGUGGUCUACCCUUGCUGUGUUAACCCCUACAUCACGAUCGUCCUCACGCUACAACUUGAGCGUCGGUCCUACUUCUACAUGUUCAACAUGGUGCUGCCCUGCAUCAUACUGAUGGUUCUCAACCUGUUCGGCUUCUACAUCCCCCCGGACAGCGGGGAGCGGCUGGGCUUCUUCAUCACCAUCCUGCUGGCUCUCGUCGUCUUCCUGCAAGUUCUGUCGGACUCUCUGCCAAAAACGUCAACAACUACUCCUCAGCUUGGUCAGUUCUUCGCCGCCACUAUUGCGCUAGUGGGUAUCUCGUGCCUGGCCUCCAUCGUGGUGAUCCGCAUGUCCUACAGCAGCCCGCCCUCCCGCCCGCUGCCCCGCUGGCUCCGUCUGCUCCUGCUGCGCUACCUGGCUCGCCUCUUCUGUAUGAACACCAUCGCGGAGGAGAAACACGUGGUUCAUCCAGCCAAAGAAGGCAUCGACAAUCUUGUCUUCAUGGACCACGACGGCGACACCAUCCAGCAGAAGGACGCGCCGACACUCGCGCUCGAUCUGUCUCUGCGCGAGAUUGUACGCUACAGCCGGGAAUACUCCGCCCAAACCCGAGAGAAGAAAGAGGAGGAGGCAGACCAGGACGAGUGGAAGAUGGCGGCUCUUGUGCUGGACAGGGCCUUUUUGCUGCUCGUUGGUAUCGCAAAUAUAGUCGUUUGCAUCAUACUACUGCGUUAGGUCACCUAAUCGGUUGUUGACAUCAAGAGACAAAGAGCUGUGACGCGUAAUGUACUAUAUUCAUUGACAAGGCAAGGAGACAAACUGUACUGUUGAACAUUAGAAUCUGGUUACAGGUAAAAAGCCUUUGUUACAGGGCAUCAAAUUAUGAGCUCAUGGAAAUAUCGUUCAUAACCAUAGCUUCCAAUGAAGGUGAAAAAUGUAAUCGAUUCAACUGUAUGCCACAUUCUUGUCAGCCUUUCUUAUUUUCUACGACAGGUUAACGUUGUUGAGUGAAGAGACACAUUGCUAAAUGUUGCUGCAGAUACUGUAAAUUUGUAAGACUUAAAUUUGCCGCUGAUAACUUACCAUUGUGAUUUGAACACACACAAAUAGAGACAACAGUUAUAAGGCAUUUUGCAACCUGCCUGGUGGUUGUAAACUUUGAUUAAAACAUUGAGUGUCGCCUUAGGAUAGGGGAAGUAAGUUUAUCAAUGUUAACGUUACCGUUAUAUGAGCUAUAGCUUUAUAUAACGUUAUAUGAGCUACUUUGAUUUGAUCCGAUAUUGAGUUGAUUUGAUUCAUUCUGAUUUUGUAAUUGUUGAUGCCAUCUGGGCUAUAUCAAGUGUUUGAACUUUGAAAAAAGGACAUGACUGAGUCUGUGAUUUUUUUCUACUCCAGUAGAAUUUAAGGUACACUAUAGAGAACUAUUAGACAUUGUAUGUAGUUGAGAUAGUAUUUCAAGUAAAACAAUCACGCAGACAAAUAAAUAAACUGUUUGACAUGA